GCGUAGCUGGAAAAAAAAAUAGGAAAAAACUCCCGUAUAAUCACACUAUGGGGUCCAAAUCUUUUCCUGCUGCGAUGUCCAUUGAGGCUGAAGGAGAUGAUAAUGAACUUCCCGAUUUUUGUAAAUUCUUCAAAAAAUCACAUACAUUGAAGAAGACAAAAGAGUGGAUCAAACCUACUUGUGCAGUGCUACAUGCGGCGAUGGAAAAAGCGCGAGAUGAGGCAUUGAAGUCUGGAGUCUCGUUGACACAUGAGGAGCUUUCAACAAUGGUGUUGGGAAAAGGAAAGAAUCCUAAAUACCUUAAAGGACUUGGGGUUGGCCCAAUGCCCACUUCCUUAUCUUUCAAAUCACAUCUUGAGUCACGAGCACAUUCAGAGCUGGUAAGUAUCAGAUCUGAAAUGGAGUUACUUCGUGAGGAACAACAGCGAGAGCGAGAGGUGUAUCAACGUGACCGAGAGGAGCGAGAAAGAGAGCGCCAAGAAGAGCGAGAUCGCAUUGCUAGGCUUGAAAGCCUUGUCACAAAAUUCCUGGACACUCGUGGAACUCCUUGAUACGAGAUCAAUCAAGGGAUGCUUUUUGUAAAUGAAGCAAUUUGAAAGAUGAUUUUUGCUUUUGAUGGACAGAUUUUGUAUAUGGAGUAAUUUGGUAGAUGACUUUUUGUCGUGAUGGAAAGACUUUGAUUGACAGAUUUAGUACAUGGAGUAAUUUGGCAGAUGAUUUUUUGUCGUGAUGACUUUGAUGGACAGAUUUAGUAUAUGGAGCAAUCUGGGAGAUGAUUUUUUGUCUGUUAUGGAAAGACUUUGAUGGACAGAUUUUGUAUAUGGAGCAUUGGCAGAUGAUUUUUUCUUGUCAUG
Messenger RNA from Rhododendron vialii, 854 nucleotides. RefSeq lists its product as uncharacterized. The coding region runs from base 48 to 551 and encodes 167 amino acids. NCBI's taxonomy places the organism in Eukaryota, Viridiplantae, Streptophyta, Magnoliopsida, Ericales, Ericaceae. The record is from RefSeq and is a predicted model, not a curated record. The transcript has 4 exons.